GUACGUAUGAUGAUCUCUCCGUUUCCGGUCAGAUUUCCCGUUUAAAUGCUCUCCAUUUCCGUCUCGGGUUCAACCUUGAUUCAUUUCUCCAUUCCAAUUCUUCGAAGCCGGUGCCUGUUCGCUCCAAACGUACACGUCGAAAUCUUGUAACUACCGACGAAGGUGUUCUGCGAGACAGAAAUGUUGUAUGGAUUGGUGCUUGCCAAGAGUUAGAGCAAUGAUGUUUGCAGAGAGUGAGGGUGGGGAUAAAUCUCUUUCUAAGGAUUCUGAGGCUUUGAGUGUGUCAAAACAGCUUGUUAGGAGUGUUAGCAAGAGGUUGAGGAAGAAGAACCAUAGAGGUGACCUUCAGGAGGAAGAUGAUGCCAAAGGGGUUUCUUUAAAAUGUCUUACUUUCUAUGGUAGAGGCGGUGGUUGCAAAGUUGGUGCAUAUACAAGUGAAGAAUUUGGGGAUUCAAGUAGUAGCAAGAGGUCAAGUGCAAGUGAAGAAAGGAAGGUGUAUAAAACAAUUUGUGGUACAGAUGAGAAGAAUGUGGAUUGCUUUUCAACUGGGAUGAGGGAGAGAUUUUGGAAGAAAAACAACCGAAAGGAUUUAGUGCUUGAGGAAUCAAUACAAAAUAGCAAGAUGCACAUCUUUCUUCCAGAUGACAUUCUUGAGAUGUGUCUGGUGAGGUUACCACUGACUAGUCUCAUGACCGCUCGCCUUGUUUGCAAAAGAUGGAGAUACUUGACUACCACUCCUCGAUUUAUGCAGAUGAGACGGGAAGGUUCAUUUCAGCACCCCUGGUUAUUUCUGUUUGGUGCUGUUAAAGAUGGCUAUUGUUCUCGAGAGAUGCAUGCAUUUGAUGUAUCUCAACAUCAAUGGCAUAGGAUUGAUGCUGAUAUUCUCAAAGGGAGGUUUAUGUUCUCCGUUGCCAGUAUACAGGAUGAAAUUUACAUUGUUGGAGGCUGUUCAGGCUCAACCAACUUUGGGAUGGUAGAUAGGAGCUCAUUCAAGACGCACAAAGGUGUAUUGGUCUUUACCCCAUUAACAAAAUCUUGGCGUAAAAUUGCAUCAAUGAAGUACCCUAGAUCAAUGCCUAUUUUAGGAGUAUCUGAAGUCAGUUCGGAUAUUUUGGUCAUUCCAAGCCAUCAAAAUCGGCAAGAGAGGCGGUUUCCUAGGUCACGGAUUGCUGGUGUGUCAGAUGUUUAUGAGGAUCCUCACAGACUUUCAUUACGGUGUCAAUACAGAAAUGCUCUUGGUGAAAAUGAGUAUUCAUUCACCCCCAACAAAAAAUCAUGCAGACUUAUGAGACAAAGAAGUGAACAAUCAAACAUGAGGGGUUAUAGAAGGUUUGUGUUGAUUGCUGUUGGAGGUCUUGGCUCCUGGGAUGAGCCUUUGGAUUCUGGAGAGAUCUAUGACUCAGUGUCAAACAAAUGGAUUGAAAUCCAGAAGCUACCCGUAGAUUUUGGGAUUGUUUGUUCUGGGGUUGUUUGUCAUCUAAUGUUUUAUGUUUACUCCGAGACUGAUAAGUUGGCAGGAUAUGACAUAGAAAGAGGCUUCUGGAUUGCAAUUCAGACCUCUCCAUAUCCUCCUCGUGUUCUUGAGUACCACCCAAAACUCGUAUCAUGUAAUGGUCGCUUGUUCAUGCUUUCUGUCUCGUGGUGUGAAGGGGAUGGUCAGAUUGGCCAGAGAAACAAGGCUGUUAGAAAAUUGUGGGAGCUUGAUCUUGUGUAUCUUACCUGGUCUGAGGUCUUGGUACACCCUGAUGCCCCAAUGGACUGGAAUGCUUCAUAUGUCGCAGACAAGAAUCUAAUAUUUGGGCUUGAAAUGUGCAGAAUAUUUGGUCAGGUGCUGGACUUCUUGACUGUAUGUGAUGUGUCUAAUCGCAGGAUGAACUGGAAACAUAUUUCAAGGAAUCGUAUGGCUCAUAAACUUGAUGCUUCUUCAACUAAGACAAUGGCUGUGAUACAUCUGUAAUGCAUAUCCAGUAGUAGUAUGCCAUGAUUCAUCCAGAUUUUAGGCUUCUAUUCAUGAUAGAUAGUCACGAGAUUUGAGCAUGAAUUGAAACCUGAAAAUUCCUUUUGUUAUUCCGUCUGUAGAGAGGUACGGUUAUCUGGUGCAGACUUUCCAUUUAGGUUCUCUACCGUUGUUCCUAAAUUGAUCAUGUAUUUCUUUCCUUUCCCAAUAAUAAUCUCCUUGAUGUUUUGGAAGAGCCCAUUCUGGAUUCUGUAUUUAACGUAUGGUACUGGGAGAUUCUUUAUAUUGUUAUAAAGACUUUUCUAAUCU
Molecule: messenger RNA, 2266 nt
Organism: Rubroshorea leprosula
Lineage: Eukaryota; Viridiplantae; Streptophyta; Magnoliopsida; Malvales; Dipterocarpaceae
Source: the annotation of a GenBank genome assembly